This is a messenger RNA of Penicillium riverlandense, 1758 nucleotides long. Its product is annotated as DNA cytosine methyltransferase. Lineage: Eukaryota; Fungi; Ascomycota; Eurotiomycetes; Eurotiales; Aspergillaceae. Bases 1 to 1758 code for a protein of 585 amino acids. The record is from RefSeq and is a predicted model, not a curated record. The transcript has 3 exons. Gene Ontology annotation, molecular function: methyltransferase activity. Gene Ontology annotation, cellular component: nucleus.
AUGAGUAUCUUCAUUGAUACUGGAGACUACUGGACUCAGAGUCAACCUGCAGGAACUGCCGAAAAUGCGCCAACCGAGGUGACCAAUUCUCGGGAUUCCCCCGAAAUCAUCGACCUUACUCUUGAAGACGAAGUGGAGAUCGUCCUGCCUGACAAGCUCACUCGCGAAUGCCGCAUCAGUGGCUUCAACCCCGCGGACUUCCUGACAGACGGCCAGUACAUCGAAUACUUGCAGCAUCUGGAACAGUUGGAACAGCAGCCAAAGGAGGUCCCAGAAGUUGUGGUUGACUACGUGGUCUACAAACCGGGCGUCUCAGUGCUCCUGCAGGACGAUUCAUUUCUACGCAUUGAAAAGGUGCUGCAGAAGGCCGGAGAAGUCAAUUUUCAUGGUCGCCGUCUUUUUGCGAACGUGGACCCUCGCGUUACGAACCACAUCGAACAUGGCGUCCCAAAGAAAUACUACGAGCUUGUCUGGAUUGCUCACGAGGACGAGCCCAUAUCUUUGAAUCAGGUCAAGAGAAUUUGCAAUAUUCGCUUUACGAAUCUUCGCACCACCAACAGCCAAACCGAUUUGACCUGCCGCCUCAAGCUCACCUUCACGCCGAAGAACGUGGCUGGCACUACAAAGGACGAGUAUGCCAUUGAGUACCUCAGCUAUGUGGAGGCAGAUGAAGGCUUCCGAAUGAGUUCUGUUGAUCUGCGAACUCAAUGGCGUGGCCACACAGUACGAUUCGGAGAAGCCGAAUUAUCAACCACUCCCUCAGCAGCGAUCGACAUUGACCAUCCUACAACUUCCGUUGUUGAUCUCACCGACGAGGCAACUCGGACAUACACAUUCGGUGAUGCUUUCUGCGGUGCUGGCGGUCUGUCUUGUGGAGCUCGAGAGGCAGGUCUGAGCAUCCGAUGGGCGUUUGAUCUGAGCACACAUGCCAUUACUACAUACGGCCGGAACUUUCCUGGCGUCUUGCUCGAGAAUGCAUCGAUCUAUGACUUUCUGACCAACGAUGAUGCGUUUCUCAGAGUCGAUGUCCUUCAUUGCUCCCCGCCCUGCCAGCCCUUCUCACCCGCACACACCGUCAAUUGCGAUCGUGACGACGCCAACUCCGCCUGCGUGUUCUCUUGCGAGAACCUCCUCCUUCGAGCGAAGCCGCGAGUUCUAACGAUCGAAGAGACCCACGGUCUAGCGGAGAGACAUAAGCUCGUGUUCGGAAGAGUCAUCCUCGAUCUUGUGGAGAAUGGAUAUUCAGUGCGCUGGGCAAUUUUGGAUUGUCUGAACUAUGGAGUUCCCCAGUCACGCAAGCGACUCUGCAUCAUCGCCGCUGGACCCGGCGAAGCUCUCCCACGGCUUCCUCUCCCGACACAUGGAGAUAGAGAUAAUCUUCAACCGUUUGCCUCAAUUUACUCCGCCAUCCAUGAUAUCCCCGACGAUGCAGACGACCAUGACCUCCCUUCAGCCCUUGAGCGCUACCGGCUCCUAGGAUAUCGCAAUCCUUACGAUGAACAUGGCCCGGCAAGAACCAUCACCUGCGGCGGAGGCGAAUUUAACUACCACCCGACCGGGAAGAGAGUCUUUACCACCAGGGAGUUUGCGUGCCUACAAACCUUCCCACUGGAAUUCCAGUUCUCGGAGCGAGAAGCUCGCAAGCAGAUUGGCAAUGCUGUGCCGCCCCGAUUUGCGGCUGCGAUUUACAGGCAGCUCUACCAUUCGCUGAGGGAGACGGACCGCAGGGAGUCAUUAGGUGAUAGGAGCUGUCUUUGA